AUGUUUACCCGAUUGGUAUUAAUUUUAUUGCUAAAUUUUGUCUUUAUAAACGAGUUAGUCAAGUUGUCGUUUUUCAAAUCAAACAAGGUAUUAGCCACGGCAUCCACAUCGCUUUUAAUUUUAGUUUCGUUAUAUUAUUUAUCAACAUCGCUCAAUUUGGAACCUUCUGAAACCUGGCAAAAAUACAUUCCUUUCAAUAUCCCUCAACUAUUUCACAAAGCUAUGAAUUCAUCAUCACGAUUUGGAAGAUCAGGAAUCAAUCGAUUUAAUAGGAAAAAGAGUAAAGAGCAGAAGUUUGCCAUUGUUAAUGGUGGUGAAGUUGGAGGGAUUAGUAAUGACGGGAAUACAUGCUUUAUGAAUUCAGUUAUACAGUCGUUAGCUUCGUCGAGACAGUUUAUGAAGUUUAUUGACUCUUAUCUUUACUCGGAAAUUGAAAUCGAUACAAAGAGUAAUGGGGAAAAGAUUACUAUGAAGUCGAACCAACCAAAACUGGAAUUGCCUUUUACAACGGCGUUAAAGAAGCUUCUUGAUAAUGUUAAUGGGAAAUAUGGAUCAAGAGGGAAAGAAUUUAGUACUAAACCGCUUUUAAAUAAGAUGCCCAAUGGUCCAAGGCAAAACUUUUUUAGUGGGUAUAAUCAAGAAGAUGCGCAGGAAUUUUAUCAAUUGAUUAUGAACAUUUUGGAAAAGGAGUUUAAAAAGAUUAGUCAGAGUAGAUUGCCUACGCCAGAACCAGAAGGAGAAAAGGAGACCAAAUUUCAAGAUGCUCGCAAUUUAAAGGAAAUUGUUUCUGGGUGUAAUAAAUUAGGAAAAUUGGGUGUCGUUUAUGUCCCAGCAGCACAAGUUGAUCCUAACUUAGACGAUGCAGAACAUAAGGUGAUGCCAUUGGAGUUGAUCACCCCAGUUGAUGGAAUUUCAUGUGAGCGUAUUGGUUGUUUGACUUGUGGUGAAGUUGGUGGCAUACGAUAUGCAGUCACUAGUGGGUUGAGUUUAAACUUACCUCAGAAUCAGUCGUACUACUCCAGCUUUAACUUGUCACAGUUGUUGAAUGAAUGGAUUACUCCGGAGAUUAUUGAUGAUGUGAAUUGUAAUAGAUGUGGGUUACUACAAACGCAAAAGUUUCUUCUUGGUACUAUAGAGGAGCUUGAGAAGAAGGAAAAUAAUUCAAAGCUCAUUGAUCAGAUAAAGACUAGGUUAUUUGCAAUCGAAUCAGAACUAGCUAAACCUCAAGUGACUGACGAAGCUUUUGAAAAGUUGACCGUUAAAAAACAAAUCAAAAAGAGUAGAAAAUCAAAGCAAAUCUUUUUGGACAGACCACCACCUUUGCUUAGUAUACACAUCAAUCGAUCUCAAUUUGAUCCAAAGACAUAUAUGGUAGUGAAGAACCCAAAUAAUGUGACUUUCCCAGCGGUGUUGGAUUUGUCACCAUACAUUGUUGAGCCUAAUCAGAUAAACAUGGAUGCAAGGUUACCAUUUAGGAAGCAAGAUGAGGAUACAAAGUACAAUGAUGGUGAUAGCUCUAUUCCCGAUGAUGGUGAAACUGAUCCGUCAACUGAAUCCAAUCACGAAACUGCCCCAUCAUCUGAACUGUCUAAUGGUUUAAUCUCUCCAAACGGCACAGCAAUCACCACAGCUGAAUCUGAUCCAAAAUUGUUGUACAAUUUGAAAGCGGUCAUUGUCCACUUUGGUACCCACAACUAUGGUCAUUACAUAUGUUAUAGAAAAUUGAGAGGUACUUGGUGGCGAAUCAGUGAUGAAUCGAUAUAUGUCGUUACUGAGGAGGAAGUUUUGGGCGGACAAGGUACAUUUAUGUUGUUUUAUGAAUACAACGAUGGGUUUGUUGAGGUGUUGCAAGAUGUAUCUGAUGAUGAGGUAGAAGAGAGAUCUAGUCCAGAAGUUAAAGAGAAUGAUAGUGAAGAGGAAUUAAAGGAAACAAAGGGGGAUAGUGAAGAGGAAUCAAAAGAAACACAGGAGAGUGAUACUGAAGAAGAAUCAAAGGAGGUGGCUGCUACGGAGACAACUGAGGACUUAGCAAAGUCAACAACGUCACUAUCUGAUGUGUCAAUGAAAGAGGAAUCAAAAGAGGAGUUUAAUGUAGCUGAAGCUCAAGUUCAUUUAUAG
Messenger RNA from Lodderomyces orthopsilosis Co 90-125, 2118 nucleotides. RefSeq names its product ubiquitin-specific protease (gene UBP1). The transcript has a single exon. Gene Ontology annotation, biological process: protein deubiquitination. Bases 1 to 2118 code for a protein of 705 amino acids. NCBI's taxonomy places the organism in Eukaryota, Fungi, Ascomycota, Pichiomycetes, Serinales, Debaryomycetaceae. Gene Ontology annotation, cellular component: nucleus; cytosol. The record is from RefSeq and is a predicted model, not a curated record. Gene Ontology annotation, molecular function: cysteine-type deubiquitinase activity; cysteine-type endopeptidase activity.